CGGAGUGCUGGGAACCUGCAGAGCUGGCGCUCCAGUCCCUCGGUUUAUUUGCUUCUCAGGUGGUAGCUGGCAGGCCGAUCCAUGCAGCUCCCUGCCCGACAGAGCCCCGUGCCUGCUGCCGCUCCUUGCUUCAUGCUGCCUCCGCCAGCCUGCCGCCUGUAAUAUGCUCACUCGGAUGAAAUCCGCCGUGGCCAAUUUCAUGGGAGGAAUCAUGGCUGGCAGCGCCGGAUCUGAUCAUGCCAACGGCUCGGAGUUGCCUAUGAGGUUUCCUUAUGGCAGACCUGAGUUCCUGGGACUGUCGCAGGACGAGAUCGAGUGUUCGGCCGACCAUAUCGCCAGACCGAUUCUCAUCCUGAAGGAGACCAAGAGGCUGCCGUGGAGCACGGGCUACGCAGAGGUGAUAAAUGCAGGGAAGAGCACACACAAUGAAGAUCAGGCAAGCUGUGAAGUUAUGUUUGUGAAGAAGAAAAUUGGAGCACAAUCCACUCCCAGCAAGACCUCCUCAAACAAGAGAAGAUCAUCCCUACAAAAUGGAGAAGGCCUACAACUGAAGGAAAAUAUGGAAGCUGAUGGAAUCGCAUUUCAGUACUGGGCAUUGUUUGAUGGGCAUGCAGGAGCUGGAGCUGCUGUUGUAGCAUCUAAGCUUCUUCAUCAUCACAUCGUGGAACAACUACAGGACAUUGUAGACAUCUUGAAGAAUUCAGCAAUUUUACCUCCCACCUGUCUAGGAGAAGUUCCAGAAACAACAUCUACCAAUAAUAGGACUCUAACUAGAGCUGCGUCAUUACGUGGAGCUGCUGGUGCCCCAGGUUCUCCAAGCACGCCUCAAACGCGAUUUUUUACAGAGAAAAAAGUUCCACAUGAGUGUCUUGUCAUUGGCGCUCUUGAAAAUGCAUUUAAGGAAAUGGAUCUGCAAAUUGAGCGAGAAAGGAGCGUUUACAAUAUCUCUGGAGGCUGCACGGCCCUUAUUGUUGUAUACUUACUGGGGAAAAUUUAUGUCACCAAUGCCGGUGACAGCAGGGCUAUAAUUAUUCGAAAUGGAGAAAUCAUUCCUAUGUCUUCAGAGUUUACACCAGAAACAGAGCGUCAGAGACUUCAGUACCUAGCUUUUCUGCAGCCACAUCUACUUGGAGAUGAGUUCACACAUUUAGAGUUUCCAAGGAGAGUGCAACGUAAGGAACUGGGAAAGAUGAUGCUCUACAGGGACUUUAAUAUGACCGGCUGGGCUUACAAGACAAUUGUGGAGGAAGAUUUAAAGUUUCCUUUAAUAUAUGGCGAAGGGAAAAAGGCCCGUGUAAUGGCAACAAUUGGUGUAACCAGAGGACUCGGUGAUCAUGAUUUGAAAGUCCACGAUUCCAAUAUUUAUAUUAAACCAUUUCUGUCUUCAAUUCCUGAGGUACGAGUUUAUGAUCUUUUGCAAUAUGAACAUGGUGCAGAUGAUGUGCUGGUUUUGGCCACAGAUGGCCUCUGGGAUGUCUUAUUAAAUGAAGAAGUGUCUGAAGCCGUUACAAAUUUUCUGGCUUGCUGCGAUCCAGAUGACCCUCAAAGGUACACGCUAGCUGCUCAGGAUCUGGUGAUGCGUGCUAGAGGUGUCCUGAAAGACAGAGGUUGGAGGAUAUCAAAUGACAGGCUGGGCUCAGGAGAUGACAUCUCUGUGUACGUCAUCCCAUUGAUACACAGCAAUAAACUGACAUGAAGGAAUCGGCUACAAGUGCAGGGAAUGUUAUGUUAUUAUGUACUGUUAACAUGUUGUCAAUAUCACUACUGAAAUAAGGCAUUGCACAAUCACCUUAUUGUGCAUUUGGACCUCAGAGCAUAUGUAAUGCUGCUAAUGUGUUAUGUCUUGUGUUGUACUCUAAGGGUACGUCCAAAUGUGGAUUUUCCACUGCAGAAUUGUGACUUUUAGUAGCAUCUUACAGUAGCAGCGAAGUGGAUGAGAUUGCAAAAAAAAAUAAAAAUAAUAAAUCUCAUCCACGUGCCACAAAUCUCAGGUGGAAAGUGAUGUGCGGAUGGAUUUUAAGUGUGCACCAUGUAAAUUUAUGCUGCCGAUUUCCACCAUUAGAUUUCACCCUUUGCAAAGCUUAGGGUGAAAUUUGCUAUAUAAUGUGCAAGAAAUCCGCAUCAUGGGAAAAUCCACUGCAGAAUUUGUAUUGCUCUGUCACUGUACCCUAAAGCUACCUGCACACGUUGCAGAUUACGCAUGUUUUUUUCUGCGCAGAUUCUCAUGUAGAAAAAAAUACAGAACCAGCAAUGUGAAUAAGAUUAGACAAAUCUCAUGUACGCUUUGCUUUCUUCUUCCGUGCGGAAGUUGACCUGCUGUGUGGAUUUUGAAAUCCACAGCAUGUCAAUUGUGCAAUUUUACCCUUUUCAAUGGAAGGGUGAGAUCUGUGGAAAAACCGCAUCAAAUCCGCAACAAAAUCCACAGGUAACAUAUGCAGAUUUUGUGCGGAAACGCACAGGAAUUAAUGCGGAAUUUCUGCUAGUCUACCUGCACCCGUGUACAGGUAGUCUUAGGGUGUUUUGACACACGUAGUCAGAGCCAUAAGUGGAUUAAACAAAAUGAGAAAAAAAAGCUAAUAUUUAUUCUCCCACUGGAUCCAUCUCCAGCAUUGGCUCAAAAAGCUGUAUCAAAAAUUGCAGUGGCUUUUUUCCCCAAAAAAUAAUGUGUGAAACCAGCAUAAAGAUCAAAACCUUGUUUUAGUUUCCUUAUGCUGCCACAUAAUUUUUAACAUUAAAAUACUGUCAGUUAAAUUAAAUAUUUCCCAAUGCCAGCAACUGUACUAAACUAACAAACUAAGUGAUACUUUUUCUUUCCUGGCGAUGUCUGCUCUCUUUACUGCAGCAGUGACAUCCCGUUGACUGCAGCCAAUCACCAGUAAUUGGAUGCACAGUGACCUGGUGUAUGAGAGACCACCGCUGCAGCCGGGAAGAUGGCGUUAGUGCUGCAGGAGUGGAGUGCAAUGCUGGAAGCAGCAGGGAGGAAAGUUUAUAUUAGUACAUUUACUUAGUCUGGGAAACAUUAAAGGGAUAUUCCCAUCUGAGACAAUGGUGGCAUAUCGCUAGGAUAUGCCCCCAUUGUCUGAUCGAGAACGUGGCCUGCAAAGUGGUGGCUGGAAGACCCCAGGUUUCCCCAGUCCGGCCACCACCAAUUGCUCUCCCCAUAGAUAUGAAUGGGAGCGCGCCACGCUUGCGCGGCCUCCGCUCCCAUUCAUUUCUAUGGGGCCGAUGGAAAUAGCCUUUUUUCAGCGGCCCCAUAGAACUGGAUGGAGGGUAGCUGCUCAUGCACGGUGCGCCCUGCUUCACUUUGCCGGCUGCAUUUACGAAAUAGGUGCAAGGUCCCAGAGGUGGGAUCCUCACUUAUCAGACAAUGGGGGCAUAUCUUCAACAUUUGGAUGGUGAAGUGUAUGAGGUUAAUCCAUCUAGACAUCUCCUACAAGUGUACCUUUACUUAUAAAUCGGCAUUUACCAGGUGCUUUUAGACUUGGUUUCUGUAUGUUUUUAACAGGAUUGCCAACCGUCCAUAAAUUCAUUGACAGUCCAAAAAUAGGCCAGUGUCCAUAUUAUAAAGUAGAUGCAUUUUUUUGAAGCUUGUAAUUAUCAUGUUUACAGUAAUGCUGCUAAUGUGUAUCUGAGCUAUAGCCAUAUCUCAUACCUUCUUUAUUUUCCAGUUAGUAAAAAUAUUGGUUGUCCGUAAGAUAAAAGGAGGUCGCCGUACAUCGUUGGAGAACUCGUUCAGAGAACCCAGUAGCAUGUCUUGCCCAAUGUCCAUUGUAUCUGCUGGAAUAAAUUCACAUGUGCUCAGUGUCCCAGGUUUCCAUAUGCAGCAUGUAACUUAGAAACUAGCGAGAUGAUUGUGAUUUUCUACACUUCCACCCUAGCGUGCAGCAUGGACAUUGGGCAGUUCAUAAUCUGAGCUGACAGAAUGUUGUAAUUAGAUUCGUAUUUAUAAUGUGGUUCACGUAGUAAGGUUUAUUUGUCUUUCAACCAGGAACCAUUAGUGCUUCCAUUCCUAAAAACCAGUUUUAGGGUACAUGCAUUUUAAUAGAGGAGGAUGACUACUACACCCAUCAUUCUGUACCUAGAGCUUACAAUUAACCACUUGGGUCUACAACCUUUUGUGAAUGUGGUCUUUAUUUUUAGAAUCUAUUAACUGGAGUUUUUUUUGCUUUAUGUGAAGUCCAGAAGCACUGGAGAACAGUUGCUACAUUGCAGCUAUGUGGCUCCACUGAAUGCUGUCAUUAGAGAGUGCGUCUGACAUUUAUAGUUAUAAAUGACACUAUGGACUGUUACAUGUGGCAUCAGGUUAAUAGUCCCUAGCGUGUCUUGAUAUGAAGAAUCAUAUAAGUAGUGUUUGGUAUUUCUAACAGAUAUUAGAUCCCUCCAUACCCACCAACUAUGUGUUACAUAAGACCUUACAACCCCCAUCUGUUUGUGCCUAAGGAAUUUAUUAAUGCUGCAUGCUACUUCAGGUUUGAAGAUUGUAGUUGCUUCAUUUUCAUCUUCAUGUAUCCAUACCAUACCGAGAAAGCCAUUUAAUGUUCACAUACGAGCUGAUAAUAUCAGAGUCAUUCAGAGGACAUAAAUGUGUCAUCAAGCUCACGGAUUCUUGAUGGUAUUAUUGAAGCCAAGUUUAGCUUCAGCCUGGACAGGAUAGAUAAUCACAUUAGAUUUAUAUUGCACUCAAUAUAUCUCUGGCACCAGAUAAAUUGAAUUCUUGUGACAGAUUACGGUAAGCAGUAUUUCAUCAAUACUCAUCGCUUUUCUUUUGCAUCCAGUUGUUCUUCCAUUUUGUAACUAGUAAUGUAUUUAUCUCCUAAAUACUUCCUUAUGGGGGUUGUCCAAGCCCACAGCAGUAUUACUUAUGGCCCCGAAAGUGCCCAGCCUAAAGGGAAAAAAAAAAAAGCCACUUAACUAUUCACUGGUGCUGUGAUCUAUAUCUAAAGGUGCCUUCUCUACUGCUUCUGGUCCCUUGAGGACCAGAAGUGUGAUGUCCUCUCUUCGGUGAUGUGCUCCACUACAGCCACUCACUGACUGACCCCAGAGGUGACGUGUCUCCAAACAGCAUGUGACUGCUGAGGCCAUUAAAUGGCUGCAGUGGUGUAUGUGACAACGAACGGGGCAUCACAUUUCCAGGCCACAGAAUUUUUUUUCUUUGGACCGGGUAAAUUUGUUGUAGGGGUCAGAAAACAAAAAUCCUUAUGCCAGAACAUUCUUCAUGGAAAGAUUGUAUGUGUAAACCUGCCCAUCUUCUUUCCAGACAGUGAUGAACUGUCAUCUAAAAUGAUUGUUUGUUGUACAAUUUACCCAAUUAACAGUCGUAUUGGUGGAAAUGGUCUGUUUUGAUAAGAUUUAGGCUAAUAUGUAUAGUCUCCUUUACCGUCCGAGGCUGUAUGGCUUGGAAUACAGACCCAAGUUAGAUGAUAUAUUGCAAUUGUUACAGUAAGUGCUCAGAUUAAAGGCUGGAUAUAAACAGUUCUCAUGUACUGUAAAUUCAGCUACAUAUAUAAUUUAAACAAAAGACUACUAGUGGAUUACUAACUGAUAGCAGAAUGUGCAUUUUAUACUCUGGAGGAGGGCAGUAUCAUAUAUACAAAUUGCCCACAUUCUGUAGGUUAAUAUUAUAUAUACUAUGGCAUAUGCAGUGACUUACCAGUUGACUGGAAGGUGCUAUUUGACCAAGUCUAUGUUGGUUUCUAGUCGGAAUUUAUUUUUCCUUCCUUCAUUACUGUACUAGUACCAAUACUCAUUUGUCGUAUUUGAUAUAAUUAAUGUAUCUCAAGAUUUCAGAUCAAUUAAAUGAAAUAACACACCUCACAGCUCCGUCACACAAAUUCCUACAAAUAAUGUCAUUACCUAAAUUUGGUGUAACAUCAACUAAUCAUUUUUGGCCAUUUUUAAUAGUGAACCGAGGUAUCUGCACCAGAAACAAAUACCGUAGUUCUUUUUAAUGUUGCCAAUGCUGAGUUAAAAGAAAUUCCAGUUUUACCGAAUCUACCCCUAACCUAGAUUUAAUGUAUGUUUUACAUUUCCUCUUCUAAAAGAUUAUAUAAUCUACAUGUUUAAACCAGCUGCAUAAUAAAUUCCAAGAAUUUCUUGGAAUUUAAUUUCGAAACACAUUAGUGAAAUGCAUUCAAGUUCGAAAGACUGGCUUGUCUUGUUGGAAUUAGGGUGAGGCUUUUUAUGUCCCUUUUGUAAUGUUCUAAAACGCAUUGUCUUGUUCGUGAUUUAUGUGGAGCAGCAGAGCACAAGUAUCUUUUGUAUUCUGGCACUGAUUGUCUCUUCCACCCAUUUCCAGUCUGAUUCCUCAGCCUUCUCUUCUCUUAUAAUAUUAUUUCUUACAAACUGCCUUCCAUUCACAGCAAACAUUCAUCUGAUUUUGCAUGGCAUGGAAUUGAUCAUUGAUCGAUAUGUAUAUAUUGAUUAGUAGAGCUGCUAUUUUUUUACCUUUUAAAAAAUGCUUGAGGCACUUUCAGGCAGUGGCUGCGACUAUUACUGCUAAUUAGUACUAUUAGUACUCAAUGCAAGGGAUUGAGUUUUAAGAUAUGCAGUACACCAGCUGUUAAAACCACCUACCUAAUAUUGUGUAGGUCCUCUGACCCAUCAAGACAUGGACUCCACAAGACCUCUGAGGGGGUCAUUUCAGUUCAGUAUGUUAUGAGGUGGGUCCUCCUUAGGGUAUACUAUUGCCUUGAAGGUGUGUACUUGGUCUGCCACAAUGUUUAGGUAAGUGGUUUGUGUCAAAGUGACAUCCACACGAUUACUAAGACCCAUGGUUCCCUAGCAGAACAUUGCCCAGAACAUCACACUGCCUCUGCCAAAUUGCCUUCAUCUUAUAUUGUAUCCUGGUGCCAUCUCUUCUCCAGUUAAGCUACAUAAGCAUAAUGUGAAAGAAAGCACAAUUCAUGAGACCAAGCCACCCACAUCCAUUGCUCCUUGCUCCAGUUUAGUUCCUAAUUUCAGCUGCCCAAUCUAGGCAGUAGAUGCCCAAUCUUUUGGCGGUAGACAUAGGCACUCUGGAGGUCAACAUAGGCACUCUGACUAGUCUGCAGCAAUGCAGCUCCAUACAUGAGUGAGGUUGCCAUUUGAUCAAAAUGUGAGCCAAGAACCUCAAAGUAUAGCAACUAUGCUAUUUAAAAUAAUAUAAAUAUUACCUGUUUGCAUAUAUCUUAAAUCUUAAAUCUUACAUCUGUUGCAUCUUUGCAUUUUGUUUGCACUUGGUGCUCUGAUAUCUUUCUUUCAUAGCAAUUUAUGCUACAUUAGCUUUAUUGUGGGAUUGGACCAGACGGACUAGCUUUAAUCUGCACAUGCAUAAGUGACUCUAGGGCACCCAGAGUGUGCCAGACACAUCCAUUUUACAAGAGAAAUAGUAACACCCAGUUUUCAAUUUAUUUAAAAUGCAGAGUUAUAAGAGAAGAUGCUCCAUGGGAAACAGGCGUUACUAAGAGGAGGGUUUAAUGUUAUGACUGAUCUGUGUACAAUACAGUAAUAUAGUAUACUGAUAGAAUUACUAAUAUGUAGAUUGUACUGCUUUAUUUAUUGCUCUUUUAGAGAAGAUUUUAGGCUAGCCAUUGAAGAACUGAGAAGUCAGCAGUAGAAAAGGUUGUACUUAUACUAAUAUGUUACAGCAAGUCUAUAUAGUAAGAAACUGAAAAGAAAUGCUUUCCAUCCACAGAUAAAAUUAUUGUGCAACAGAGCAUUUUAUUAUUAUUUUUUAUUAUUUUUAUUGCAACUUUCACAGCAUUUGAUAACUGUUAAAUAGGUAUUUUAGGAAAUAAAUAUUGUGGACCUAUCCUCAGGAUAGGUCAUCAGCUUCUGAUGCAGUGGGGAACCCAAUCCCAACACCCCCACUGAUCAACUGUUUGCAGCCUCUUCUUUCUAUUCGAAGCACAGCGCUUAAUAGGGGCUUUGCUUGGUAUUGCAGCUCAAUCCCAUUCACUUGAAUGGGAUAGAGCUAUAUAAAGGCUAUCUAAACAAUGGAUGUGACAUCAUGAGCUUAAGAAGAAGCUGCCUUUUGAAACAGCUGGUCCAAGGGGUCAGAAGUCAUAUUCUACCGAUAAUGAUUAUCUAUAAUGAGUAGAGGUCAUUAAUAUUGGGAUCCUGGAAACCCCCUUUAAAGGGUUUCUCCAGGACUAAGCAGUUGAUUUAUCCUUAGGAUAGGUCAUCAGUAUUAGAACGGCAGGGGUCUCACUCCCAGAAACCCAGCUGAUCAGGUGCCGGAUACAGACACUGGAACUUCAAAGCUCCGUCCACCCUGUCUGGGGAUGGUUACAGUAGCGCUACUCCCAAUCAGGUGACAGCAGUCACAGUGCCAUAGUGCGACAUUAUGUAGAACAAAUAAAAUUUGCAUGCCUACUGUAUCACUGUUAGGCUCUGUGCCCGUGGUUCCAUGUAGCUGUCAUAUAUUUGGUGUUCCAGAAUCCCUUCGUCAGAGAUCAGGAAAAUCUUUGUAACUGAAAGUCUCAGAGGAUAGGAUCCGAUGCUGUCCUUGGCAUGAAAUAUAUAGCUAUAGUUGAAUUCUGCUGGUUUUCAGACCCUUCAGUGAAUUUCCAUUUUCUGUUCUUAUUACUCAUUUAAUGCAUUCAGCAUGUUACAUCACACUGUACAGAAACUUUAUCCAAACUGUAACCUUUUCCCAAGACAUUACAGUGUUACUACAGCAAACUGGAACACCAUCUAAAACACAUUUCUUAAGAAGUGCGUUAAUCUAAAUGUUUGGGAAGGAAAACCACAAGCACAAAAUAUGCAUACAGACAGGCGAAGGAGUAUUAAAAUCUUAUGAGCAGCCAACGUUCUUGUUUUCUUGUACUAAUUACUGUUUCUAAGCAAGAAGGUGUCAAAUCCUUGAAUUGGUUCAAGUUCACCUCUCUUAAAGGAGUUCUCAUCUGAGACAAUGAGAGCAUAUCGCUAGGAUAUACCCUCAUUGUCUGAUAGGUGCGGAUCCCAGCGGCUCGAGAACGGAGCAAGCCAAAGUGGUGGCUGGAGGAGGACCCCGGUCCGGCCACGACCAAGCGCUCUCCCCAUAGAAGUUAAUGGUAGACACAGUGCAUGACAGGCAACCACUCCUAUUCACUUCUAUGAGCCCGACGGGAAUAGCUUACCCAACCCUCGGCUAUUUUCGGCAGCACCAUAGAAAUGAAUGGUGCCGGAAAAGCACAUACACAGCCGCCCUUCGGACCCAUAGAAGUGAAUAAGAGUGGUGGCCCGUCAUGCACUGUGUGCUACCAUUAACUUCUAUGGGGAGAGCUCUUGGUGGUGGCCGGACCGGAGUCCUCCAGCCACCACUUUUGCCUGCUCAGUUCUGGAGCUGCACCUAUCAGACAAUGGGUGCAUAUCCUAGCGAUAUGCCCCCAUUUUUUCAGAUGAGAAUACCCCUUAAGGGUUCCAAAAGUAUGUGGGAUAUGAUGUUUGUUUGAUAUUGCAACAUUGUUUCACUGGAAAAACAUCCAGCAAAUUUCCCCUUUUUUUUCCCGGCCUGCUUUUUCAUAUAAGUAUGUAGAAUUCUUACUGUAAUUAUCAUGUGGCAUUUUAAGGAUUCUUGUGUAGGACUGCUUUACUCAUACUUUUUAUUCCAUUUGCUGUUAUGUUUUACAUUGCUUGACCAAAAGUGUAGAUGGUGGUUGUAAUUUAAAUGAAGUCUGUUUGUAAAUGUCGUAUUAUGCACCAAAUGGAUGUAAAUGAAUGAAAUAAUGUCCCAGCCUCUUUUGUGACUGUGAAAUAAGUCUUUUGUAGCCGGGAGAAAAAAAGUUUAGUACUUGAUUUUAUGUGUUUAGAAGUGUAUUUAAAGUGAUGCAUUUACAACAGGAAUAAUAAAAUCUAUCUAAGUUUUAAAAAUUAAGUACAAAAUAUAAAUGUAUAUAGCUAAA
Molecule: messenger RNA, 9863 nt
Organism: Bufo gargarizans (Asiatic toad)
Lineage: Eukaryota; Metazoa; Chordata; Amphibia; Anura; Bufonidae
Gene: PPM1H
Product: protein phosphatase, Mg2+/Mn2+ dependent 1H
Exons: 10
Coding region: 164-1696 (510 amino acids)
Biological process (GO): protein dephosphorylation
Molecular function (GO): protein serine/threonine phosphatase activity
Source: RefSeq, a predicted model, not a curated record